GUGUAAAAAUGCUGGUACGUAAAGGGACUUGAAAAUGGCACACAAAUAGACUCAGAUAUCCCGGAGAUGAGGUAAAUGGGUGCCUGAUUAUUAAAAUGUAUCGGUCGAUAGCGGUGAUAUGAACUUUAAAGGAGAGAGGAGAGAGAGAUUAUGCACUAUGAUAGCGGAGUAGAGUCCAACCCCUGGGUGGAGAUUUAUGUGAUUGAUGGUCCCCUUGUGCGCUCACACUCGCACACUCUCGCCCCCUGCAACCUUCCCAAUUUCACCAGCACAAGGAAUGUGGAUGCACAGCUGGUCCCGUAGCUGAGCAGAUUGGGAAGUCCGUCUUUCAUUCGGGGCAGAAGACCGAUAUCGAAGCACGGAACAACUUCUAUUCCGGCGUCCACUACCGCGUGGGACUAAAGUCACUGCAUUCUCGCCACAUUCUUUACACUGAAAACGAUACUCCUCCUUCGAAGAACGUGAACUUAGUCCCACCGUUGGCUCUACCGAAAAGUUUUCGCUUUUUACCAAUUAAUCGGAUCACAAUGCAAAACAUCAAAUUGGGAUUACACAAAUAACACAACAGGAGACGAAUGAUCACGGGACAAGAGGACGUGGAAGUAGAAGCAUGGACGAGGCAAUCCCUGACGUCCUUUAACUCUGUGCAUUGCAAUUCAUCUGAAGCUCAAAGAUCCCAUAUCGGAUACACCACAGUCACUUUUGUCUCAGGAGGGAGCAAAAUAUAAAACAAAUCCCAACCGUAGUGCACACACACACACACACACACACACACACACACACACACACACACACAUACGCCUUUCUGUGCAAAGUGGGCCUGAGAGCUCACUCAGGCCAGCCAUGGCAUCCAGCCUGACGUGCGUGGGGCUGCUAUGGGCCUUCCUGUCGCUGCUGAGUGCCGCCGCCUCCUGCGUUGGCUUCUUCAUGCCCUACUGGCUGCUCGGACAGCAGAUGGACAAGCCGGUGUCGUUCGGCACGUUCCGCCGCUGCUCGUACCCGGUGCGCGACGAGGAGCGCCAGGCCACAGUGAUGGUGGAGCAGUGCGGGCGCUACGCCUCCUUCCUGGGCAUCCCCAGCCUGGAGUGGCGCAUCUGCACGGUGGUGACGGGCGUGGGCUGCGGCCUGCUGCUGCUGGUGGGUCUCACGGCGCUCAUGGGCUGCUGCAUCUCCGAGCUCAUCUCCCGGACCAUCGGACGCGUGGCAGGGGGCAUCCAGUUCGUGGGAGGACUGUUAAUCGGUUCUGGAUGUGCCCUCUACCCGCUCGGCUGGGACAGUGAGGAGGUCCAGCAGACUUGCGACAACAGAUCGGACCAGUUCCAGCUGGGUUCCUGUCAGAUUGGCUGGGCGUACUACUGCACGGGUGCGGGGGCGGCGUCUGCCAUGCUGCUGUGUACCUGGCUGGCCUGCUUUGCUGGGAAGAAGCAGAAGCAGUACCCGUACUAGAGCAACGAGCCGAGGAGACAGAGAGAGUGUGAGAGAGAGAGGGACAGAGAGAGAGAGAGAGAGAGAGGGGGGCUGUGAAGUGACAAAACACAGCCACGGGCGCUGAGGCAGAGCAAGCAAGCACGAGAGGCACAAGUCAAAAAGUGUGUGUGUGUGUGUGUGUGUGUGUGUCUGCCUGUCUCUUUUUGUGUUGGAGAAAAGCUGUGUGUCAGGCAGAGGAAUUGAGAGU
Alosa sapidissima (American shad) is the source of this 1675-nucleotide messenger RNA. Its product is annotated as LHFPL tetraspan subfamily member 6 protein. Lineage: Eukaryota; Metazoa; Chordata; Actinopteri; Clupeiformes; Clupeidae. The transcript has 4 exons. The coding region runs from base 844 to 1446 and encodes 200 amino acids. The record is from RefSeq and is a predicted model, not a curated record. Gene Ontology annotation, cellular component: membrane.